This is a messenger RNA of Emiliania huxleyi CCMP1516, 993 nucleotides long. RefSeq lists its product as hypothetical. NCBI's taxonomy places the organism in Eukaryota, Haptophyta, Isochrysidales, Noelaerhabdaceae. The record is from RefSeq and is a predicted model, not a curated record. The transcript is spliced from 2 exons. Bases 150 to 839 code for a protein of 229 amino acids. Gene Ontology annotation, molecular function: metal ion binding.
AUAUCAGCCGGCGAAAGAAACUAAUUCUUCGCAACACGGGCUUCCUCUCGCACGGGCGCACCCGCUAUGAUGCGUCACCGUUCCUCGCAGAGCGUUCCUCGCUUUCUUGGGCGCUCACCGAGUGCUCCUGGGCAGGGCGAUGCGCCGUCAUGCGGUUGGUCGCGCUCGAUGACGACGUCUCGAGCAACCACUCCUCCUCACACGACCCAAACGAGGAGUGCGCCGUCUGCCUGGCCCUGCUGUUUCGGCCUGUGAGGACGUCGUGCGAGCACCUGUUCUGCUCUGCGUGCUGGGACCAGCACGCUGCGCGCUCGGGCGACGACUCUGCGGAGCCACCGGCGCCGCUCUGUCCGCUCUGCCGCACCGAGGCGACGGUGGCGCCCGACCUUGGGCUCGGCCUGAAGCUGCAGCAACAGCACCCGGCAGAGUGGGCGCGGCGGGAGGACUCAUUCCGGAAGCAAGGCGUGCUCCGCGCGCGCUGCCCCGCAUGGGAACCGGCUGUGCCGGCGCGCGCCCCCGCACACCUGACAUUUGCACGCCAGACACCUUUUGCAGACUCUGCGCGCAUGCGCCCUCCCCGCUGUCGGUCUCUCGCGCGCUCACCCCUCUCGCGCGCUCACCCCUCUCGCGCCUGUGCGGCGAGGGCGCCCUCGCGGAGCCGCCCGCCGUGCAGCUGCGGCUCGGGGACGAGGUUGUCGAGGUGGUCUACUCCACCUCGGCCGGGCUGCACAAGCUGCAGCGGCUGGGCGGGUUCGAGGUGGACAACCUCGUCAUCUACUCCCUCGGCGGCUACACGCGAACCACCUACUCGGUACCGCACGCAGCAUGCUCGCUCGUGACAGCGCCCUCACCGCGACUCACGGCACACGACACGCCCUCUGGACACCCUCUCGACGCGCGGCGCAGGUCCCGGUCUCGCGCUCGAUCAAGCUGCGGCGAGGGCGCGAGGUGGUCGCGUCGCUAUGCGAGGAGCCGCCCUCACGCCGCGGUGCU